Messenger RNA from Racocetra persica, 145 nucleotides. The record is from the annotation of a GenBank genome assembly. NCBI's taxonomy places the organism in Eukaryota, Fungi, Glomeromycota, Glomeromycetes, Diversisporales, Gigasporaceae.
UUCAGAUUUAUACGAUAUCAUUACUAAAUUAGCAGAUAAAAAAGGUAAAAAGACAGAAGUGAUUAUUUAUCUAAGUAAACAAAAGUUUUUAAAUGAUAUUGAGAAAUUAAAAGAACAAAGAUCUUAUAAUUUAUGGAAGACAUGA